UAAAUUGUGGCCUCAUAAAUAUGCACACACUGUUUUAAGGCAUGAACUCGUGGGUUUGUGAGACAUCCAUCUCGGCAGGGAUCUCAUACGAUUGGUAAGCUCCUGCUGCGUUCUACAUACCUACCAACUCCUCGAAUACAUAAUAGGACGGUAGUUCUACCACAAGAAAGGAUACACUCGCUCCUGUCACAUCUAUCUGAUAAUAUUUACAUUUUUAUACCUACUGGUGCAUAUCCAAUCAUGAAGUUAUCAAGUUUGAUCCAGCUUCCUCUCGUCCUGGCACCUUUACUCGCACCUCUUCCUGUUACCGCAGAACAUACGAGCAAUUGGGCAGUCCUCGUAUCUACCUCACGAUUUUGGUUCAACUAUCGACACCUGGCAAAUGUUCUUUCACUUUAUCGCACAGUCAAGCGUCUAGGAAUUCCUGAUUCUCAGAUAAUUCUCAUGUUACCUGAUGACAUGGCGUGCAACCCUCGGAAUGCCUUUCCUGGCACAGUUUACAGUAACGCUGAUCGCGCGGUGGACUUAUAUGGAGACAAUAUCGAGGUAGAUUAUAGAGGAUAUGAGGUCACAGUAGAGAACUUCAUUCGACUAUUGACGGAUAGAGUUGGAGAAGAGAUGCCCAGAAGCAAGAGGCUUUUGACGGAUGAUAGAAGUAAUAUCUUGGUUUAUAUGACAGGUCAUGGUGGUAAUGAAUUUUUGAAGUUCCAAGAUGCGGAGGAAAUUAGCGCAUUUGAUUUGGCGGAUGCAUUUGAGCAGAUGUGGGAGAAGAAGAGGUUUGUUAUAUCCCAACCUUCGACAAAUUUGUGUACUGACCACGAUCCAAAGGUAUCACGAAUUGCUUUUCAUGAUCGAUACAUGCCAAGCAAAUACCAUGUACAGCAAAUUCUAUUCUCCUAACAUAAUCGCAACCGGCUCUUCGGAAAUUGAUCAGUCUUCAUACUCCCAUCAUGCGGAUAAUGAUGUUGGUGUAGCAGUCAUUGAUCGGUACACAUAUUACAACCUGGACUUCCUCGAAACUCAGGUCAGGGAACCUGGCAGCAAGAAGACAUUGGGAGAUUUGUUUAAUAGUUAUGAUGAAGCAAAGAUCCAUUCACAUCCAGGUGUUCGAUGGGAUCUUUUCCCUGGUGGUGAGGAAGGAGGGAGAGAAAGACUAUUGAUGGAUUUCUUUGGAAAUGUGCAAAACGUCGAAGUCGAUAGGGUAGCUAACGACACGGAAUGGAAAGAGGACCUAUUAUCGCUAGGCAAGAAGAUUGCCGAGUUGCGUGAACGAACCAAAGCGGUAGAAAAUAAUUCUACAGCCUCCGCAACAGUUAUUGAAAGCUACCCGGCUCGCAAAAUACGUGCUGCAAAGGUAGAAGUAGACAAUUCUUGGUGGGGAAAGAAAGCUGUGGGCGCAUGGGCUUUAGCAGGUUGUUCACUCGUUUGGCUCGCAGGAACAUACUUAGAGUCAGCAUAGUCUCUUGUAUUUUAUAUACUCUGUACUAUAUACCACCCUUCUAUCUGCCGGCAGCCUCUAUGAUUUAGCAACCUAAAUGCCCGGAAUUACCACAAGUAUUUACGCUAGGACUGCCUCGAU
Molecule: messenger RNA, 1579 nt
Organism: Sclerotinia trifoliorum
Lineage: Eukaryota; Fungi; Ascomycota; Leotiomycetes; Helotiales; Sclerotiniaceae
Source: the annotation of a GenBank genome assembly